AUGGCGACGGCGUCAAUCGGUGCAGGCCGAGGUGGAGGAGGAGGAGCAGGGGGGGGAGGGGGUCUGCUGGCGGAGGCUCUGGUUCGACCAUCCUUGAAGAGAGGGCGUCUCGGCAUGUCUCUUGCGACGGGGCUGGUGGGCACGCAGGAAAACGCUUUCCUUGGGGACUUCUUCGGAUGCAUGGGAUUCCUGCCGCUAACCUGCCAAAGCACGGUUCGGGAGGCCAUGGUGAGAAUCCUCUUCUCCAGCGACAACGACAACAACAAGGGUUUCAGCAGCAGCACGGGGCACACGUGGCCACACCCGGUCGCCCCAGCGUCAGCGAUGAUGGCCAUGGAUGAAGAAAAGUUUUGCUAUGGCGGGGGGGAGGGGGACAUGUCGAUCGUUUCGACGGCACGCUCGCCGGUGUCGUCGAUGAAGCAGUGGGAGCAGCAACAGCAGUUGUCACCGAGCGACCCGUCGACCUCCAUGUUCUGGUGUGCAGUGGCUCUCGGUGCCUUGACGCAGGGCCGACCCGUCCGAUCGGUGGCUCCGUACAUUCGGCUUGCGGAGGCCGCCCUGGUGGGCAAUGAGGAAGGGGCUUUCAGCGAUGCCGCGAGGGCGUGGACGUUGAUGGGCUACCUGUACGGCUUUUGCGGAGACUCGGCAAAGUUCAGGAACUGUCAGGAGCAGGCAGAGAGGUGUUUUCACGAUGGACGGACGGAAGGGGAAGACACAUCCGAGGAAGAGGCUGCUGAUGCGACUACGGCGAGUCGCUUGUCCCAGUUUGUUAUGCAAUCGUACCACCGGUUCGGGCAGGCGUUUUUCGCGGACGUUUCUGCUACCGGAGACGGUGACGAAGCAAGCACCGCCCUCGAGCGUGCCGCGGACGCGAGCAUCGAGCCCGCCGGGUUCGCGGACGCAGGACCUUCGGCCGGCGGUGUGCUUCACUGCUCCUCGAGAUCAGACGAGCUUUCCGAGCUGCUGUGCGGUGGGGAUGAUGACGAUGAUGAUGAUGAGGGAGACGCCCUCCUGAAUAUCGUUCACGACUUCUGCGCUAACAUGAGCAGCGCCAACGACGCUAGCUCUGCCCCAGCAGUCGUCGACAGCGACGUUUCGGCCUCGCGCGGGACUUACGGGAGGAGUUUGGAGGAGCGGGUGCACCAGAAAGGGGAGUUCGUGCUCGUCGGUAGCGAGGCCAUGACGCCGCCAAAGCACACCAGCCAGAACAUGCAGAAGGUCAUGAUGGCCGCCCUACCCGAGUACGAGCGGUUGGAGGGGGCGGUGGACAUGCCUGAGGUCCGUGGGGGCAUCGGCGGUCUCAUGUUAAACUGGUUGCACAUUUCGCACUUGCUCAUCAUCAUGACCGCGACAUAUGAAGACCGAGACCUGUACACGGCCCUCAUGGUUGCCUACAACCCCAUGCGGCCAGAGGGCUCUCGGCGUAUCCCCCCGUUCGAGGAGUGGGAAGGGAUCGGCAACCUCUGCUCUCACGUCUACUGCAGGUACCUUCAGCAGGCGGCGGCGGCGGCGGCGGCGACGGCGACAGCCGCGGCAGAAGCGGAGGCGGCGGCGGCCUGGUGUCGUCGCUCUACUGCUCCUCCUACGGCCGUCACCAACUCGCCCUGCUCGGCAGACGGCGCCGCUUCUCUCGCGGCUUUCUCGGAUGACCUCGACGGCGCGACCCUGUGCGCGGACAUGGACCCCAUCGUGACGCCCUCGAUGUUGGGCAUGAGGCGCCAGCAGGCGGCGUCGUUGUCCUCGCAGAUGGUGCCGACGAUGGGGGGGGGGUUGAUGGUCGGCGGAGCCCCCGUGGCGGGAACGCCUCCACCAGCUUCGACGGUUUCGUCUUCGUGGUCGUCUUUCGCGACGGUGUUUCCGAACGCCGCCGGACCCUGGGAAGCCGGAAGCGGGCCGCCUGCGUGCAGCCGGGGAGGGUUUCCCGGUCUCGGUGAAGUUGGAGGAGGCGGCGGCGGCGGCUCCAUCGACGCUCUCGACGCCGUGCUGAAUGGAGAUGAUGACGACGAUGACGACGAGGACGACGGUGGGAGCAAAUUUGUUCAGCUGGAUGUGCUCGCCGAUUUGCCCGAGGUCAAGUCGACCUACCUACUGUCCCAGGCUUUUGAGGAGGCCUACGAUGGUAAGGGUAACAGCAGCCACAACCGCGGCGGCGGCCGCGGCGGCGGCGGCGGCUGCGGCGGCAAUGACCGCCGCCACGCGGAAGCAGCCUACCGAGAAACGGAGGAGGCGCUGGGGAAGGGAUGGUGCUGGAGGUUGUGACGUCGUUGCCUCCUUGAGUACGGACCCGUCACCAGAAGGGCGACUAUGACAGUGGCGUUUGGACAGUUGUGGUGCUGACGGGUGAGUUGACGGCGCUACUGGCGUGCUUCGGUGGCAUCGAUGGUAGAUAACUGCUGUGAUGUUGUCGUUGGUUGUGUGUAUGUAGGGCACAUGGUGUAUUUCCUUGUUCUUCAGUCCCCCUCAAAGCAGUAGGUGUAAGAUAACGCCACACACGUGGUGAGAAAUGAUAUUUUCCCGAGAGGUGUUGUUGCCGUGAGAGUUUUCAAGCCGAAAGAUGGUUGCGGGUGAUGCUGUUUUUCGAUCCAUCCACUCUGUCUGUUGUUGAUCGCUGCGACACUCGUCAGUCGUCGGCAACCUAUGUUUUUUACUGUUGGCGACUUCGCCUUUCCAAACAGUGUGCCUCGUGUAGUAAAAACCGGGCGCAUACUAGAAGCAGCGUUCCCUCGAUGUCCUUUCUAUGAGCGACACCAACGGUAGGUACCACGCAAACCUUCCGUAAUUAGUAUCCAGGUACCCUAGAAUCCUCAAACACGGAAGGGAGUUUGCCAGACGAGUUGUUGGAUUUUCAAGGGUUGACCACAGAUGGGCUGGGAUGGGAGGAUUACUGGCCGGGUGUGAAAAUCCUAGAACACGGAAGGGGGUUUGAGUUUGCCAGAAGAGUCAGACUAAUUGAGUACCAAGGGUAGCCGCUGAUUGGCUGGGAUUGGAGGGUACCGGGUGUGAGGGCCUGUGAGGUAUUAUAGUGGACUAAUCUAUCUACGGUUGGGGGUGUAGGACAAACGGGUGUCUGCCGCGUAGUAUCCCCGGGGGCGGUAUUGGGUACAUGUAUUCGUGUAGCACACGCACAAACUCAUGCACACAGACAGGCCGUGCGUGACCUAGGGUGGUACUCCAACGUGGUCACGGAAUCAAAUGGGCCUUUAGAAGCGCCGUCUGUUUUUCAGCCGCGGUUGCAUGCAUGCUAUGUAGACGGGCGUUUUCUCAUUGGUCAGCACGGUCGAUGCCAGUGCUGAAGACACCUACACACUCACAUACAACAACACAACACGGUAUGCAUAGCAUCACGUAGAGGACAAAGUUGGGUUGGGGUUGGGAUGAUACUUUUUUUUGACAAGAAGCGGGGGGCGUUGGCGCGGAAUUUGGCAUUUACAGUGUCGUCUUGCACGUACGUGUAGCAGAAGGCGGGGGGGGGGGGGGGGGGCCGAAAAAAAAAGCCAAACCCCCCCCGCCCAACCCGGGGGAUUCCUCCAGGUUUUUUUUUGAAUGGAAACCGGGCCUU
Molecule: messenger RNA, 3559 nt
Organism: Ectocarpus siliculosus
Lineage: Eukaryota; Phaeophyceae; Ectocarpales; Ectocarpaceae
Source: the annotation of a GenBank genome assembly